AUGGAUGCAACCCAAGGGCAGUCUGCACUUGUGGAGGCCGCUAAGAUGCAGCCUACAACAUCGCUGCCACAGUCACUGAAUGCAUCCUUUUUAACCAAUAUAAUGGGCGACAAUCCAUACUUCCAGGCGGGGUUCGGUCUGAUGGGUUUAGGCGUAGGCCUGACUGCUCUAAGGCAAGGGGCCAUGCUCGCCUCAACUGUGUUACGCCGUCGCAUGCUUGUGGAACUGGAAAUAAACAAUAAAGACCGGUCAUAUGAGUGGUUCCUCGCAUGGAUGGCUCAUCAAGCGCAGCACGCUUCGGCAUCCUCAAGCAAGCUCCCAUGGAAAAACAGGUGGUGGCUGGCAAGCCACCAGUUGAGCGUCGAAACGAUGUACGAACAACGGAAGAACGGAAGUUCCUCGGUGCUGUUCAAGUUGGUCGCAGGUCCCGGGACGCAUUGGUUCAAAUACCGAGGGGCUUGGAUGCAGGUAAAACGUGAACGCGAAACGCGGGCUAUGCAAAUGAUGUCGGGCGUCCCUUGGGAGACCAUCACUCUGACCACCCUGUCUCGAGACCGCUUGCUCUUUCCGCGACUCCUCUCCGAUGCGAGGGAUCUGGCAAUGAAGGGGCAAGAGGGCAAGCUCGUCAUACAUACAGCCUGGGGUAUCGAAUGGAGGCCGUUUGGCCAGCCGAGGCGCAAACGACCACUACACAGCGUCGUACUAGACGAAGGGGUCGCCGAUACGAUACACCGAGACUUGACUUCGUUCUUGGAAAGACGGCAGUGGUACGCAGACCGAGGUAUACCAUAUCGACGGGGGUACCUGCUGUAUGGCCCACCUGGAUCAGGGAAGACGUCGUUUAUUCAGGCGCUUGCAGGCACGUUGGCGUAUGACAUAUGCUUGCUCAAUCUGUCCGAACGCGGCCUCACGGACGACAAGCUGAACCAUCUCCUUUCGAACGUUCCCGAUCGGAGCUUCGUCUUAAUCGAGGAUGUAGACGCUGCCUUCAAUAAGCGGGUGAAGACGGGAGAAGAUGGCUACCAAUCAGCAGUCACUUUCUCUGGCUUUCUCAACGUCUUAGAUGGCGUUGCAUCAGGCGAAGAGCGCAUCAUAUUUAUGACGACGAACCAUAUCGAAAAACUAGACCCUGCUCUCAUUCGUCCAGGGCGCGUCGACCUCGCGGUCCUCAUAGACGACGCGAGCCCUGCACAAGCAAGGAACCUAUUCACGCAGUUUUAUGGGGGUGAUGAUGCCCGGCAAGCUGCGGGCGUCCCAGACGAUGAGCUGAAGGGUCUUGGGGAUAUGCUGGAGCAUAAAGUAGCUGCAGAGGCGAAAACGGGAAGACGGGUCAGUAUGGCUGCCUUGCAAGGCCUGUUCAUACGUGCCGGCCCGAAGGAGGCUAUCGAUCGGUGCACGGAGCUUUUCGUGACAAGACGAACACCCACCUCGUCAGACGAGGAAGUUUUGGAUGCUCUCGCUGUCGAGUAG
Messenger RNA from Gloeophyllum trabeum ATCC 11539, 1470 nucleotides. RefSeq lists its product as uncharacterized. The record is from RefSeq and is a predicted model, not a curated record. The transcript has 6 exons. Gene Ontology annotation, molecular function: ATP hydrolysis activity; ATP binding. Bases 1 to 1470 code for a protein of 489 amino acids. Gene Ontology annotation, biological process: protein insertion into mitochondrial inner membrane from matrix; mitochondrial respiratory chain complex III assembly. Lineage: Eukaryota; Fungi; Basidiomycota; Agaricomycetes; Gloeophyllales; Gloeophyllaceae. Gene Ontology annotation, cellular component: mitochondrial inner membrane.